This is a messenger RNA of Juglans microcarpa x Juglans regia, 1332 nucleotides long. RefSeq names its product plastoglobulin-1, chloroplastic. The coding region runs from base 66 to 1160 and encodes 364 amino acids. The record is from RefSeq and is a predicted model, not a curated record. The transcript has 3 exons. NCBI's taxonomy places the organism in Eukaryota, Viridiplantae, Streptophyta, Magnoliopsida, Fagales, Juglandaceae.
UCAGUGAAUGAACUCACUCUCUUGACUCUUGAGUCUCUCACCUUACACGCUCGACCAGGAAAAAAAUGGCUCUCCUCUCCACUGCCACCACCAUUUCCUCACUCUCUCACCCUUCCCUCUCCUCCCAAAUCCCUAAUCCCAGUAAACCUCUCCCUCUCCUCCUCUCUCCCUUUCUAUCUUCCCCAAACCCUAGAAGUCAAUUCCUCAGAUAUCCUCUUUCCCUCCGCCUCGCCCGCUCCUCUCUCUCCGAUCCCUCCCCCAACCCCCGGAUCUCCGACGAGUGGGGCGAACCUUCCGAGCCCGAACCCGAGCCUGAGUAUCCACCGGACCCUCCCAAGAAUGAGGAUGAAUGGGGCGGAGGCGGUGAUACGGAAGAGGAGAAGGACGAUUACUCUGCCAUCGGUAAUGGUAGCCCCGCCUCCGCUGCGGCUACGGAUAGGCCUGAAGUGCCGACGGAAGAUGGGUUUGCAAACAAGCGUGCGGAGCUGAAGCGGUGCUUGGUGGACACUUUUUACGGGACCAAGUUUGGGUUCAGUGCUGGGCCGGAGGUGAGGGCCGAGGUCUCGGAGCUGGUCAGUCAGUUGGAGGCGGUCAACCCGACACCGGCGCCUACCGAAGCACCGGGGGUUCUCAAUGGAAACUGGAUUUUACUGUACACUGCAUUUUCUGAGUUGUUACCACUUCUCGCAGCAGGAACUUCACCCUUUUUGGAAGUGAAAGAGAUACGCCAAACAAUUGACACCAGCGAUCUUACCAUCGUGAACUCUACAACAUUGUCUAGUCCUUUUGCUACUCUUUCUUUCAGUGCAUCUGCUACUUUUGAAGUUCGGAGUCCCACAAGAAUACAGGUAGCAUUUAAGGAAGGCACCUUUCAACCUCCAGAGAUAAAAUCAACUAUUGAUCUCCCAGAAAAUGUCAAUGUUUUCGGGCAGCGAAUCAACCUGUCGGCUGUGCAGCAAUCCCUUGGUCCGCUGCAGGAUGCAGUUGGAAGCAUAUCGCGAGUCAUUUCUGGUCAGCCGCCUCUUAAGGUUCCCAUUCCAGGUGAACGUACUAGUUCCUGGCUUUUGACUACUUACCUUGACGAUGAUUUUCGAAUCUCAAGGGGAGAUGGUGGUCUUUUUGUGCUUGCAAAAGAAGGGAGUCCUCUGCUUGAUCAGUAGCGAGGUCCAUGUUGCCACCAUUUAUUUAUAGAAGGCAUAUACAUAACAGUCUCUUCCCACCUUCCCCUUCUGCUUAAAUAGAAGAAAAAACAAUUGUGUCAUUGUCAUUCUGUAUAUCCAUGGUGGUUUUACUUUUUCUUUUUUCCAAAAAACAAAAAAGGUUAAGACGUCA